Molecule: messenger RNA, 2375 nt
Organism: Periophthalmus magnuspinnatus
Lineage: Eukaryota; Metazoa; Chordata; Actinopteri; Gobiiformes; Gobiidae
Gene: tent5ba
Product: terminal nucleotidyltransferase 5ba
Exons: 2
Coding region: 197-1381 (394 amino acids)
Biological process (GO): mRNA stabilization
Molecular function (GO): poly(A) RNA polymerase activity; RNA binding
Source: RefSeq, a predicted model, not a curated record
UAUGAACCGCUUCUUUGCAAAGUGACCGGAUUUGAGCUUCGCGCUGCGUCAAGAGGAGCGUCUCAUCCCAGUCCAGUCUCAUCUCUCUCCUCCAAAUAUCUACCAGCACAGGAAUUUACCACACUUUAAACCCCAAGCGGAAGAGCUAUCACUAUUUUGCUUUCUGUUUAGUUUGGGGUGAUCUUGAGAGUUUGACAUGUCUUGCGCUGAGGCAUUGGAUCCCAGCCGGCGGUUCUGCGUGCUGUCGUGGGAUCAGGUGCAGCGUCUGGACUCGAUUCUGGGAGAAGCGAUUCCCAUUCAUGGACGAGGGAACUUCCCCACUCUGUCCGUGCAGCCCCGGCAGAUAGUUCAGGUGGUGCGGGCGCGGUUGCAGGAGAAAGGCAUAUGUGUGAAGGACGUGAGGUUGAAUGGCUCCGCUGCCAGCCAUGUCCUGCACCAAGACUCCGGACUAGGAUACAAGGACCUGGACCUCAUCUUCGGUGUUUCACUCAAAGAUGACCAGGCAUUUCGCCUCGUUAAAGACGUUGUGUUGGACUGCCUAUUAGACUUUUUACCUCUUGGUGUCUGUAAAGAGCGGAUAUCGGCGCUCACCCUCAAAGAAGCCUAUGUUCAAAAACUGGUCAAAGUCUGCAACGAUACAGAUCGCUGGAGUCUCAUCUCUCUGUCUAACAACACCGGCAAAAAUGUGGAACUUAAAUUUGUGGAUUCCUUACGACGUCAGUUUGAGUUUAGCGUGGAUUCUUUUCAGAUUUGCCUAGAUUCUCUGCUUUUGUUUGACCGUUGCUCGGAAACACCAAUGUCAGAGAGCUUCCAUCCGACAGUUAUAGGCGAGAGCGUGUAUGGAGAUUUUGGGGCCGCCAUGGAACAUUUGUGUCAGCGUAUCAUAGCCACGAGGAGUCCAGAGGAAAUCCGUGGCGGUGGUUUGUUGAAAUACUGCCACCUGCUGGUCCGGGGGUUUAGACCUUCCUCUGAAGCGGACAUGAAGCAAAUGCAGCGUUACAUGUGCUCCAGGUUUUUCAUUGACUUUCCCGAUAUCGGCGAACAGCAGAGAAAACUGGAAGCAUAUCUCCAGAAUCACUUUGCGGGAAUGGAGCACAAGCGUUAUGAAUGUCUGAUGACACUGCACCAGGUCGUGAAUGAGAGCACAGUUUGUCUGAUGGGCCACGAAAGGCGUCAGACCCUCAGCCUCAUCUCUAUGUUAGCACUGCGGGUACUAGCCGAGCAAAAUGCCAUACCAACAGUCACCAAUGUCACUUGUUACUACCAGCCAGCGCCAUAUGUACAGGACAUCAACUUCAGUAACUAUUACAUUGCACACGUACACUCGCCACAGGUGUCCACGUGCACUAACUCUUACCAGACAUGGCUGCCCUGUAGCUGAAGAGACUGUAUCAAACAAAUGGACUAUCAAAAAAAAAGUUGCCAAAUGUGACUCGAUUAAACCAUAUUGUACUGCUGUGCAUUUGAUUGAGCCAUCCUACACCAAUCAGGCAUAAGAUCAUGACUUAUUUCAGAAGAUGGUAUACAUUUAGGGGUGGGCGGUAUUGACAAAAAUUUAUAUUAUGAUAUCAAUAAUCAGAAGAUAUUUUGGUUAACACAUGUUUCAGUAGAGGUUUAAGUAUCAGGCAAUUGUGAAAGGACUGUAAAAUUACCUAUAAACAUGCAGAAAUACCACUUAAUAAAUAUAUAUACUGAUACUGAUAUAUUAUUGCUCACCUCUAGAUGCAUUCAGUAUAAGGGCAUUAUGUGAACUUCUUAGUCAAGUUUUAAAAUAGGGGAAAUAGAGGAGGAUUAAGAAAGUUUGAUGAAUGUGCAAUGUGUGCAGGCUAGAUGUAUCUAAAACAGGCAAUGCAAUGUGUGGUCUAGUCCAUUAAUGAUAGUUGUUAUUACCACUGUAGCUACUGCAGCUUAAGUGAAGAAAUAAAAAAAGUUUAGGAUGAUUCAGAAAGAAAUAUAUCAAUAAAUAUGAUUGUUUUAUAUGGGACUGCAUUUUGGGCAGAGGGUCUUAAUGUUAUGCCUGAUUGGUGUGUAUUCUUGCAAAACAUCUGUAAGAUUGCUGGUCAUUUCUGAGAUGUAGCGAUUGCAUUCUAUUUAAGUAUUAACGUCUUUACGAAAACUUUCUAACAGAAGUACAUUUUUGAAGUAAUGAUGACGUAGCUGGUUUUGUUUUCACACUGGCUUUUUGAUUACUUACUGGACCAAAGAUGUAUUUGUUGUUCUCAAAGGAAGUGUUGUCAAGUUUCCAAGUGCCUAAAAUGAAGCCGGACAAGUUCUCAAACAUCGGCUAUGUUUUGUAGAUUACUGUCUCGCUUUUCCAAAAACAGAAGCAUUCAAUUUUGUGACAUUAAAAAACAACAAAAUGACAGCCUUGGUAU